AUUUAAUGGUCAUUGAGCAUAAGUUUUUACUUUAUAUUGUUGUGGUGUUGGUGUACUUUAUGCACUCGCUCACAUAUAUAUGAAUAUUAAUUAAAUCAACUACAAUAACAAAAGUAUUUCUCAUACAAAAACAGUCAGUAACUAAACAAAAGAGAAAACUUUUUUUUGCAUUCAAUUUACCAACUCAUGCGAUAUGUGUGAUUCGGAGCAACAGCAACGAAAUCAACAACAGCAACAACAACCACAGCAGGCAACUGCUGUUAAACCGGAACCUUUAACCGUUGCUCUUAAUAAUGUACAAUGGCAAGAGCAACAACAGCAGUUGCAGCUGCAACAACAACAAAUGCAACAUGCAUUGCCAGAAGACAGCCCUAUAGGGCCUACCAAACUGGCACAUCAAUUUUGGUUUUCAUAUCCGCCACCUGGCGCUGGCGGCGGUUCGUCAAAUAGCAAAACAUCGCAAACGGACGAAGAGAAACAGCGCGAUCGUCAGCGCUGUGAAAGAGAAGCGAAAAAAGAAGAACAAGACGCGCUAAAUUAUAAGAGAGACAAGGAAAGUCGUGAAGCGCGUUUGUUGGAUUUUGAGAUAAGACGUCAGCAGGAACGGGAAAAGAAAAAAGAAGAGCAUAAACAUCAACAACAAGUACAACAGCAGCAGCAUCAACAACAACAGCACUCGAGCGAAAAAAGUCCACCUACAACAUCGGGUCAAGCUCAACAACAGUUAGCUCAGCAACAGCAGCAACAAGAACAGGAACAACAGCAACAGCCACAAGAACACCAACAACAAUUGGUGGCAAGUAGUAGUGCACCAACACCUAUUAUCCCGACGCCACCAGAUCGUAGUCUACCGCCAGCUUUUCGCAGUCGCUCUAUAGAGAGAGAAAUUAUCUACGAACGUAAACGACAACAUUCGACAGUCGAGGCGCUUGAACUAAAGAAGCCCUUAAGUACAACACCCUCACCACAGGCUAUAAGUAGUUCGACUGCCGCUACACCGGCACAUCCGAUACCAGUCGCUCUUCCGCCACCACCAAAACCAGCCACACCCAUAACAUCAGCAGCUGUGGUGGCGGGCCCACCGGCAACAGCAGCAGCUGCUACAGCUGCUAUAAUCCCUAUACUACCAUUAGGAGUUGCCACCUUGCGUGAUGACUCCACCGAAUCGGAAGAACAGUCCGUGACAUGUACUCACCAUCAUGCCGAAGCAUGUCAUCGUAUAAUUGUAUAAAUAAAAUAAACUUUUCAGUUUUAUUUUCUUUUGGGGUCAAAAUGUUAAUGAAAUUUAUAAAACCGUGUUUUGCUGCAAGUAUUUACAUUUGCAUCGUUGCACUCAUUACUCAAAUAACAACAACAAAAACAGUGAAGGAAUUUUCAAGCAAAAACUUAACACAAAAUGAAAUACUUUGAGCUACUGUAAAAUUAAUGCUUGAAGUUUUUUUGUAUUUGCAUUAAUUUGCUUCAAGGAUUUUAGUUUUUUUUAAUACAUGCAUAUUAAAUAAUUAGCUGUUGAAAGAAAAAUUUGUUUGUAAUUUUGUAAAGAGGGGUUAACAAACAUAGUAUGAAGCUAAUUUAUAAUUUUAUAA
Molecule: messenger RNA, 1586 nt
Organism: Lucilia cuprina (Australian sheep blowfly)
Lineage: Eukaryota; Metazoa; Arthropoda; Insecta; Diptera; Calliphoridae
Product: basic-leucine zipper transcription factor A-like
Exons: 6
Coding region: 194-1231 (345 amino acids)
Source: RefSeq, a predicted model, not a curated record